AUGGCUAUUACAGGUUACUUCCUCGACCAGGAUUUGAAUUACUGUGAAGUUCUUCUUGGAUUUGAGCAUCUUUACGGAUCACAUACUAGUGAGAAUCUAAGUAAAACUGUGAUUCAGCUUCUGGCCAAUCAUGGGAUCACCGACCGCGUAUUAUCUAUGACCACAGAUAAUGCAACUAAUAAUAACUCCUUAAUGCUGAAUGUCCAAGAGACUAUCCAGUCACAAAGUCGAUCGGAUACCUUAAUCUUCCGAGUCCCAUGUAUUGCGCAUGUGAUCCAAUUAAGCUUAAAUGAGCUUCUUAGGAAGCUGAAAGUGACACCACAUAAUAAAGAGAUUGAGCUUGAGUGGUCUGAUGAACGAACCCACUCGUUUCAGACUAAACGAUCUAGCUCAUCUAAACAAAUUACGGAUACAUUGAAGAAGUUUAAGAUCCGAGGUCUAGCAGUCUUUAUCAAUACAAGCCCACAACGCCGGGAGGCAUUUAUGGCUCUGCAAACCAAGGAGUCUCCUUUAAUCCCUAUUCAGGAUAUCCAAACGCGAUGGAACUCAAGCUUUAUGAUGCUCAAUCGGGCCAAAAGGCUACAGCCAUUCUACGAUCAGUAUUGUACAGAUCAUCAAUAUCUCCACUUCAAACUUGAUCACGAAGAGUUGCGGCAGAUUGAAUAUCUUCUUCUUCUUACAAAGCCUUUCUUUGACUUCACCAACAUGUUAUCAAAGACCAGAGAUAUUACUACACAUAAUAUCUAUAGUAUUUAUAACAAGCUUUUCUCUCAUCUUAAUGAAGCUAAGACAACGAUUCUUUUCCCAUCAAAGAAACUUCGAUAUUUUACAUCAACAGACUGGCAAGGUGAAAUUGACUACGUGAAACACUAUCAUGGAGUCCUUAAGCGAGAGUUUCAUCAAUACAAAGAGAUACUUCGCCGUGAUUCAGAUACUGUGGUCUUACAAGAUGCCACUAGAGAGGCCCUAGAUGACGAUGAUUAUGAUCUCGAUGCUGCUUAUGCUUCUCAAAAUCAGCCACAGGAAGAGCUCUCAAAGUCUGAAGACGACGAGAUUGCGAGGUAUCUUUCCCGGGGAAUUGAGAGACAGAAGCCCCGAGCAUUCUGGAAAGAGCAUUAG
Penicillium brasilianum is the source of this 1119-nucleotide messenger RNA. Lineage: Eukaryota; Fungi; Ascomycota; Eurotiomycetes; Eurotiales; Aspergillaceae. The record is from the annotation of a GenBank genome assembly.